AUGUCCGUCCUGUACCUUGUCAAGCGGACUUUCUCCGCCUUUGAUAAAGACUGCUUCGCUAAGGUCUUUGGAAAAUUUGUGCGGCCGAAACUGGAGUUCGCUAUCCAAGCACGGAGCUCCUGGACCGCGGACGAUCUCAAUUCCCUCGAAAAGGUUCAAAACUUGGGACCGGACAGGGCUCAUUACCCUCUGAAGCACGUUCGGCUAAUCCCGACCUAG
Dibothriocephalus latus is the source of this 219-nucleotide messenger RNA. NCBI's taxonomy places the organism in Eukaryota, Metazoa, Platyhelminthes, Cestoda, Diphyllobothriidea, Diphyllobothriidae. The record is from the annotation of a GenBank genome assembly.